Messenger RNA from Penicillium olsonii, 474 nucleotides. The record is from the annotation of a GenBank genome assembly. Lineage: Eukaryota; Fungi; Ascomycota; Eurotiomycetes; Eurotiales; Aspergillaceae.
AUGUGGAAAUUAAUUAUCUCAACUGGUCAACAAGCCACCCGCGCCACCCGCGUGCAGCUCUCCAAAACCACCCCAUCCGCCAUCUCAGCGACUCCCUUCAGCACGACUGCCAACACCAAGAAGGAAGGAGACUAUGGCCUGCUGGACCGCGAGACACUCAACCCCGAGCGAUCAGAGACUGCGAAAUCUGGUACUGAUGGCGAAGUGGCCAAGCACCCCUCUGCCUUUGAUCCGUCGAACACUUCACCAGAAGCAGAGCACGAAGCGACUGCGAGGGAGAGCAGACAGGAAGGCAAGGAUGACCCUUUGAAUAUGAGCCCCGCGAACAAGGAUGUCAGUGCUUGGAGGGGACCGACUGAAGGGGGACCUGUUCGGAAUAAGGAUCGUGAGGCUUCGAGCACUCCUGGGAAGACGAAGAAGGGUCGCGGCAUUCAUGUCAAGGAGGAUGGGACUCAUGUAUCUUACCGGGAUUAA